ACCAAAGUAAAAAUAUUUGUAGAAAAAAUUGCUAGUCUAAAUAAGGGAAAAAUUCUGGACUCCCCUAAUAAGCCAAAAACAAAAAUGCCAGCAAUGAAGGAUUCAUAUAUAGUUAAAAUAGCGGUUGAGAUGACUGAUCAGGUUGCUCAACUCAUUGAAUUCAAUCAGAAGCAACCUUUGAGUGGAAUUAUACAAGAACUAUGCAAUGGGUGGAAUCUCUCUGAUCCUGAACAGUAUGCUUUACAAUUCAAUGAGAAUAAUAACAAAAAUUAUAUAACUGAAAAAAAUAGGAAUGAAAUCAAGAAUGGAUCAAUUUUACGUCUACAGUUUUCCCCUUCGAAAACUGCUCAAGAUAUUUUACAAAAGCUCCAGAAUGGCACACCGGAAGAAAAGUCCCGGGCUGUUAGUAACUUAUCAAGUUUGAGUUCUGACAUGACAUUUGCUUUUGAUUUCAUCAAUAAACAGGGGUUGUCUCUGAUAAUUAAGCAAAUUGAGGGAGGUAAAUGUAAAGGAACUAUUUUAGCGCAUACUCUACUAUCCUUUGUUGAACUCAUGGAACAUGGUAGUGUUUCAUGGGACAUACUGAAUGGGGAAUUUAUUACAAGAGUAGCAAGUCUAGUAAAUUCCAAACAAGAGCCUCAAGUUACUCAGGCAGCCUUAUCAAUAUUAGAAAAUGUAGUGUUGAAUAGUACUGAAGGAUAUGGUCAAGUUGAAAAAGAGAUUCCAAUUGGUUCUUUAGUAGAACACCUUCAAGCAACACCAGUAGUGCAACAAAAUGCCGUUGCGCUGAUUAAUGCUCUCUUCCUCAAAGCCGAUAUGGUAAAAAGGCGUUCAUUAGCAGCUACUUUAGGUUCGAAGCAGUUUAGGAUGUGUAUUCAGCAUAAUAUAUUGCAAACAGGAGCUGCAGAAGGAGCUGAAAUGGCUCAUCAGCUGUACGUGUUACAAACCUUGAUGUUGAGUUUACUUGAACAGAGAAUGUCAACAAAAAUGGAUCCUCAGGAUCAGGAUGGCCAUGAUAAAAUCAAAGAACUCAGGAGAAUUGCUUUUGAUAGUGAAAGUGCUGGAGGAACAAGAUUACCCACAGGUUCUACGAGAGACUACAAGAAGUUAGGUUUCAAAAACGACAUUAAUCCUGCUCUGGAUUUCACUGAAACCCCCCCUGGUUUGCUGGCAUUGGAUUGUAUGAUUUACUUCGCAAGAAACCACCCUGAAAGUUACAUCAAGUUAGUGUUGGAAAAUAGCUGUAGAGCGGAUGAGCAUGAAUGCCCAUUUGGUAGGGCAAGUGUUGAGCUGGUCAAGAUUCUUUGUGAAUUAUUAAAAAUUGGGGAGUCUCCAUCUGAACAAGGUGCGUCAUUCCAACCAUUGUUUUUCACCCAUGACCACCCAUUUGAAGAAUGCUAUUGCAUUUGCAUACUUUUACUCAACAAAACUUGGAAAGAGAUGAGGGCAACGUCAGAAGACUUCUGUAAAGUUGCCAGUGUGGUUCGUGAACAGAUCGUUCGGGCUCUUGCAGAUACGCCUUUGUCUUUAGAUCAGUUAAAAGCAAGACUUCAAACUCUAACUUACAGUGAAAUUACUCAAUUGUGGCAGCUGGAAAGGACCUCCAGGGAGGAGUGGGAAUCUCAUGCUAGACCCAUUGUUGAACUACGGGAACAAAUCACCCCGGAGAUUGUUUCUCUUAUAAAACAGCAAAGACUUGCUUUUCUUGUGGAGGGAACACGUUUCACCAAAUAUUCCACCAGAGGGCAGCGUAUCAAAGACAAAUUUUGGUUCAUGAGGUUAUCCAUCAAUCACAAAGUUCUCCAUUAUGGAGACUGUGAUGAAAAAAGUACUCCAUCUGCUGAAGAAUUACCAUCCAAAUUGGCAGUUUCUGACAUAAGGGCUUUAUUAACUGGUAAAGAUUGCCCGCAUAUGAAGGGUAGAAAAGCGUGUCAUCAAUUAGCCUUUUCCUUAGCUCUUGAAGUUGUGGAUUUGCAGUCUUUAGAUUGCGUUGCACCGGAUGAAUUAACUUACGCCUAUUGGACUGAUGGAAUUAACGCUUUGCUGGGGAAUCGAAUGCAUAGCAGAGAGUUUGACAAAGAUCUGGAUACCCUCCUUUCCAUGGAAAUCAAGUUGAGGCUUUUAGAUGCCGAAGGUAUAACUAUACCGCAAGAACCGCCAGUUGUUCCACCAGAACCUGCAAAUUAUCAAUUUUGCUACGAUUUGAAAUGAAGAGAUAUUGAGAAAGUAUGACUUUGAAUAUGUUUUAUGGUACAAUUAUAGGAUUAAGGUAACUCCGUGUAUAUGGCGAUUAAAUUGAGAAAUUAUAGUUCAAUACAUAAUAAUAAUUUUGUACCAGAGCCCAUUUUUAUGGUUUUUUUUUAAAUAAUUUAUUAAUAUACUCAAAACUAAAUUUUAAAAUAUAUCGAAUUACAUCCUUUCAAUGAUAUGUGUGUGGAAGAUGAUAAUUCAAUUACAUGUUUAUUGCAAUAUUAAAAAAUUUUACUCAAAUUAUUUUAGUAAGAUAUGUUUUCGAAUAUUUAUGAUUUUAUAGUAGACCAUUACCUACUAAGAUAUACUUAUAUGAAUAUGAAAAUAAAUGACUGCUUUCCAGCUAAUUUAUAUAUUUUAUGAUCUUCUACUUAUUGCAUGUUUUUAUGAUGAUUAUUAAACUGUCAUCUCAGCUAAUUUAUAUAUUCUAUUAUCUUAUUAUUCUAUUUUUUUUUUUUUGAUAAAUUCUUGAACUGUCAACUCAGCUAAUUUAUAUG
Coccinella septempunctata (seven-spotted ladybird) is the source of this 2747-nucleotide messenger RNA. RefSeq names its product engulfment and cell motility protein 1 (gene Ced-12). Gene Ontology annotation, cellular component: plasma membrane. The coding region runs from base 85 to 2211 and encodes 708 amino acids. Gene Ontology annotation, biological process: cell motility; actin filament organization. Lineage: Eukaryota; Metazoa; Arthropoda; Insecta; Coleoptera; Coccinellidae. The transcript has 3 exons. The record is from RefSeq and is a predicted model, not a curated record.